Messenger RNA from Lottia gigantea (owl limpet), 1083 nucleotides. RefSeq lists its product as hypothetical. The transcript has a single exon. NCBI's taxonomy places the organism in Eukaryota, Metazoa, Mollusca, Gastropoda, Lottiidae. Bases 1 to 1083 code for a protein of 360 amino acids. The record is from RefSeq and is a predicted model, not a curated record.
AUGUUCUACGUUUCAAAUUCAAAUGCCAGGACAAAAGACAAGACCGCGGAAAAAACCGAGUUACAAAAUUCAGUAUCCAAAUUGAACGAAAAGAUCGCGAAGCAAAAAUCAGAAGUUCAAGAUAUAAUUAACACACUUCCCAUUGACAAAGAUAUGUUGAAACAACAAUUGACUGCUUUGGAUACUAAAAUCACGGACGAAUUAGAAAAAGAAGUGGGUGUGAUUAAAAAUUUUCUUCAAAAUAAAUUUCGAGAUGAUAUGAAAAAUUAUAUUAAAGAACAGGUCAAUCUUUUGGUAUCUAGAAUUCAUGACGAUUUUUUGAGACAAGAGAGAAAGUUGACCAAAUUAGAAGCUAUUGUCACAGACAAAUCGUAUUAUUUCAAUCUUCCAUUCGAAAGUGACACUGUCUUCGAUGCAAAAAACCAAAUUUAUAAAUCAAACAAAUACGGAUUGAAAGCAGAAAUAAAAGUAGGUUCUCUCGAAUACGGAGAACCUAAAAACGUAUUCGAUAUCGGCGAAACGGAAGCGUUUACUUUUCGAGGUAAUUGUCUGAUUCAAAAAGAGUUUCCCAUGAAGGUUAAAGUCAAUAAAGUAGUCUUCAAACAAACCGGUAAUGCCGUCAAACAUAUUUCAUUAUUCAAUGAUGGUAAUUUGGAAGAGAAUAUACGUUUGAUUGAUAAAAGGGAUCAGGAAAUUGAAACGAAAAAUGGUAAAUAUAUAGACACCUUUAAAAUGGAAGUAGAAAAUGAUAAGGAUAACAUUGGAAUCAAAGAUUUAGAUAUUGUAUUGGAGACGGAAAAUCCACCAUCAACCAACAUUGUCAAAGUUCCACGACGCUUACACGUACACGGAUCAAUAGAAUCGAGCAGUCACGAGUUUUUACGAACAACAGACUUUGAAUACGUAAAACUGUAUUUCGCUUUAGGUGAAAAAUACACCUCGAUCGAUGUUCAUAAAAGUCAACAAGAAAGAGAGUUUAUAGUGCAUUUAUCGUUUGCCGAAGACUCCAUCCUUGAAGGUGGUGGUUUUAUUUUUAGAGCCAAGAUAAACAUCGAAAAAGAAAAAAUAUUCCUAUCAUCUUAA